Messenger RNA from Sphenostylis stenocarpa, 1014 nucleotides. NCBI's taxonomy places the organism in Eukaryota, Viridiplantae, Streptophyta, Magnoliopsida, Fabales, Fabaceae. The record is from the annotation of a GenBank genome assembly.
AUGUCUAAGACAAGCCUUUGGCAUAAUUGGAAGAACAAUACUGUUGCAACUGCUUGUUUUAAUGAAGAUGGUUUUGGUGAUGGUUAUGGUAUCUUUGUUAAAGCUGUCAACCUUACCGCACAGCAUGAUGUGUUCAAAAGAUAUAUAUAUUCAUCAUUCUGGGGAUUUCAGCAAAUUAGCACACUGACUGGGAAUUUAGUCCCUAGCUAUUAUGUUCCUGAAGUCAUUUUUACUAAGGCCAUUCUUGGAUCAGGACUGCUGCUGUUUGCACUUCUCAUUGGAAACAUACAGAACAUUCUUCAGGCUCUUGGACGCAGGAAGCUAGAGAUGUCACUUAGACGACGUGAUGUUGAGCAAUGGAUGAGCCAUCGGGGCUUAGAAGACGAUCUGAGAAGGAGAGUGCGACAGGCUGAACGUUAUAACUGGGCUGCAACAAGGGGGGUGAAUGAAGAAAUGCUCCUGGAGAAUUUGCCAGAAGACCUCCAAAGGGACAUAAGACGUCAUCUCUUUACAUAUAUCAAGAAAGUUCAAAUUUUCGCCUUGUUGGAUGAACAUAUAUUGGAUGCCAUUUGUGAGAGGCUAAGACCAAAAACAUACAUCAAAGGAAGCAAAAUUUUGUAUGAUGGUGGUUUGGUAGAGAAGAUGGUUUUUAUUGUGCGUGGAAAAUUGGAGAGUGUUGGCGAAGAUGGAAUCCGUGCUCCUCUUUAUGAAGGGAGUGUCUGUGGUGAAGAACUUAUGACAUGGUGUCUUGAGCAUCCUUUAGCAAGCAAAGGUGGUAGAAAAUCAAGGAUUCCAAGGCAAAAGUUGGUUAGUAACAGAACAGUAUGUUGCUUAACAAAUGUGGAGGCAUUUUCCCUUAGAGCAGCAGACCUUGAAGAAGUUACAGGCCUAUUUGCAAGAUUCUUUAGGAGUCCCCGUGUUCUAGGAGCUAUAAGUGAUGCACCCUUUUGUGAGAAUCUCCUCUGCAGUGCCCCCGUGAUGAAGAAGCUCCCAAAAGAGCAAUCUUUCUCUUAA